GAUUUCAUUCUGCUACAGCUGGUGGCUGAGCAUUUCUGCCUGGGAUGGCGGAGGAUCAGGAGCUGACUCAGCCACACAAAGCUCAACUUGAGCCCUCCCUUCAGCAGCGCACAAGCAACACAUACCGCAGUGCAGAGCACUCUCAGGCCCUGCUCAGUGGCCUGGUAUCUCUCCGAGACAGCAGCAUCCUCUUCGAUGUAGUUCUGGUAGUGGAAGAGAAACCUAUUGAGGCUCAUCGCAUACUUCUGGCUGCAUCCUGUGACUAUUUCAGAGGAAUGUUUGCAGGAGGACUGAGAGAGAUGGAACAAGAAGAAGUUCAUAUUCAUGGCAUCUCCUACAAUGCAAUGUGUAAAAUCUUGAACUUCAUUUACACUUCUGAGCUGGAACUCAGUGUGAACAGUGUACAGGAAACUUUAGCUGCAGCCUGUCAGCUUCAGAUUCCAGAAGUCAUUAAGUUCUGUUGUGAUUUUCUCAUGUCCUGGGUAGACGAAGAGAACAUUCUUGACGUAUACAGACUAGCUGACCAUUAUGACUUGAGACAUUUGAGUGAUCAGCUGGACUCCUACAUUUUGAAGAACUUUGCAGCUUUCUCAAGGACACAAGUGUACCGACAGCUACCCUUGCAGAAGGUCUACUCCCUUCUCAGCAGUAACCGUUUGGAGGUUAACUAUGAGUUUGAAGUUUAUGAUGGGGCACUUUUUUAUCAUUAUUCUCCAGAGCAACUGGAAACAGAUCAGGUCUCCCUGAUGGAGCCCCUUAAGCUACUUGAGACAGUUCGUUUUCCUCUGAUGGAACCCCAGAUCCUGCAAAGGCUUCACGACAAACUAAGUCCAUGUCCUUUAAAAGAUACAGUCGCAGACGCAUUAAUGUACCACAAGAAUGAAUGUCUUCAGCCAAUGCUUCAGAGCUCCCAGACGCAGCUGAGAUCAGAGUUCCAGUGUGUAGUGGGAUUUGGAGGAAUGCAUUCUACUCCAUCCAUUGUCCUCAGUGAUCAAGCCAAGUAUCUGAACCCCUUGUUGGGAGAGUGGAGACACUUUACAGCUGCACUAGCCCCCAGAAUGUCCAAUCAAGGGAUUGCUGUUCUCAAUAAUUUUGUAUAUUUAAUUGGCGGAGACAACAAUGUAAGUGGUUUUCGAGCAGAGUCAAGGUGUUGGAGGUAUGACCCGCGACACAACAAAUGGUUCCAGAUCCAGUCCCUACAGCAAGAGCAUGCUGACCUCAGUGUUUGUGUUGUGGACAACUAUAUAUAUGCCGUCGCAGGCCGAGAUUACCAUGAAGACCUGAGGGAAGUGGAGAGGUAUGACCCUAAAAGCAACACUUGGGAAUAUGUGACACCUCUGAAGAAGGAGGUAUAUGCACAUGCUGGAGCAGCACUGGAUGGGAAGAUGUAUAUUACCUGUGGGAGGAGAGGAGAAGACUAUUUGAAGGAGCUACAAUGUUAUGACCCAAAGACUGACCGCUGGGAUGUUUUAGCAGAUGGUCCAGUGAGACGUGCUUGGCAUGGGAUGGCUGCACUGCUAGGAAAGCUCUAUGUAAUUGGAGGAAGCAACAAUGAUUCUGGCUACAGACGGGAUGUUCACCAGGUUGCCUGCUAUAGGCCAAGCACUGAUCAGUGGACAAAUGUAUGUCCGCUUCCUGCAGGACAUGGAGAACCAGGUAUUGCGGUCUUAGACAACAGGAUCUAUGUCUUGGGAGGCAGAUCCCACAACAGAGGAAUCCGCAUGGAUUACGUCCACAUUUAUGAUGCAGAGAGAGACUGCUGGGAGGAAGGACCCCAGUUGGAGGAUGAUAUUUCUGGGAUGGCUGCCUGCGUCCUCACUUUGCCCAGGGCUAUUUUAAUGGAAACAGAGAAAUGGUUCUCAGAAUGGCAUGCAGACCGCAUGAAGUAUCACCUUGACUUUCCAUCAGAAGUUAUGAGUGUAUCAGACUGGGAGGAAUUUGACAAUUCAAGUGAAGAUUAGAAAACUGUAAUAUUUAUUUUUUGCCAGUGGAUGAGGAAAUCAAGGCUUGGAGAAAAUACUUAGAGAUUUUAUAUGUCUUUCUUAUAUACAUAAAUCAGUAUUUAAAGGUUUGAAAAAUAAGUGUUCUGCACAGAAUGCCAUUCACAGUCAGUAUCUGCCCAUCUGCAAGCGUUCUGCACAAAAUGCCACUUACAGACAGUUUCUGCCCACCUGCCAGAAAGCAGCAUUUUUAUAGUAACCACAGAACUGCCAUUUUCCCCCAGUUAA
This is a messenger RNA of Tauraco erythrolophus (red-crested turaco), 2228 nucleotides long. The record is from RefSeq and is a predicted model, not a curated record. Lineage: Eukaryota; Metazoa; Chordata; Aves; Musophagiformes; Musophagidae.